AUGGGGCCGGGACCGGCACCGGGACCGGGAGCGCAGGCGGCUCCGGUGGGCCCGGCCCGGCGGCUCCUGCACCUGCUGCGGCCCGAAUGGCGCCGCUGCGCCGCCGUGGUGGCGCUGCUCGUGGUCUCCACGAUCGGCACCAUCACGUGUGGCUCGCUGCUGCUGUGGUACGGGGCGCGCGGCGCGGGGCUCGUGGCCGCCAUGGCCGCCCGCGGGCCCCGCCUGGCGCUGGCCACCGGCCUCGCGCUGCCGCUGCUGCUGCUGCCGUCCAGCGCCCUCGGCCGCCACAAGCAGCUCUCGGGGCUGGCGCUGCGCGUGGGGAUCCUCUUCUACGGGGGCCACCUGGUCACCGAGGGCCACCUCAGCACCGGCGACCUCGUCGCCUUCGUCCUCUACCAGAUGCAGUUCACGGAGGCCGUGGAGGUGCUGCUCUCCCAGUACCCCGAGGUGACCAAGGCCGUGGGCUCCUUGGAGAAGCUCUUCGAGUACGUGGAGCGGGUGCCCCAGGUGGCCCCCUCGGGGACGCUGGCGCCGCGGGACCUCCAGGGCCACCUGGAGCUCCGCGACGUCUGGUUCUCCUACCCUGGCCGCGAGGAGCCCGUGCUCAAGGGCGUCUCGCUGGAGGUGCGGCCGGGCGAGGUGCUGGCGCUGCUGGGCGCCGCGGGCAGCGGCAAGAGCACCCUGGUGGCCCUGCUGCAGCGGCUGCGCGAGCCGGCGCGCGGCCACCUGCUCCUGGACGGCCGCGACGCGCGCGACUACGCGCUGCCCUUCCUGCGCGCGCAGGUGAGCGUGGUCCCCGCGGAGCCGACGCUCCUGGCCCGCUCGCUGCACGACAACGUGGCGCUGGGGACGCGCGGGCAGAGCCGGUGCCACGUGGAGGCGGCCGCCCGCGCCGCCGGCGCCCACCGCUUCAUCGCCCGCCUGCCCCACGGCUACGACACCGACGUGGGCAAGCUGGGCGGCCUCAUGACCAUUGUCACCCCUGUCACCCCUCGCGCCGCCCUGCGGCGGCUGCUGCGCCUCACGGCGCCCGAGUGGCCCCACCUGAGCGGCGCCUUCGUCUUCCUGGCGCUCGCCGUCGUCGGUGAGACCUUGGUCCCCUACUACACCGGGAAGGUCAUCGACUUGCUGAGGAACGACUUCGACGCCGACGCCUUCACCUCCGCCAUCAUCUUCAUGGGUUUGGCCUCGCUGGGGAGCUCGGUGUUCGCCGGCUGCCGCGGCGGCUUCUUCCUCUGGGUGCUCUCCCGCCUCAACAUCCGCGUGUGCGACCGCCUCUUCUCACACCUGCUGCGCCAGGAGAUGGCCUUCUUCGAGCAGGUGAAGGCAGCCGACCUCGCAUCACGCCUGGCCCACGACGUGCCCAUGAUGAACCAGGUGGUGCCGGCCAACGCCAACAUCUUCCUGCGCAACCUCGUCAAGGCCCUGGUGCUCCUGGCCUUCAUGGGGAGGCUCUCGUGGCGCCUCACGGUGCUGGCGCUGGUCGAGGUGCCGCUCGCCGUGGCCGCCCGCAAGCUCUACGAGGUCCGCCACCAGGCCUUGCUGCAGGCCAUCCUGGAGGCCACGGCGCGCGCCAGCGCUGUGGCGCACGAGGCCGUGGCGGCCAUCGAGACGGUGCAGGGCUUCGGCGCCGAGACCGGCGAGGUCGAGCGCUACGCGACGGCACUGGACGAGACGCGGCGCCUCAAGGAGCGCCGCGACCUGGAGCGCAGCCUAUUCCUGCUCUUCCAGCGGGCGCUGCAGGUGGCCGGGCAGGCGCUCGUGCUCUACUGCGCCCACCAGCACAUCGCCCAGGGCGCCCUCACCGCCGGCGGCCUCGUCUCCUUCAUCCUCUACCAGGGCGACCUCAGCAGGCACUUGCAGGCGCUCGUCUACGUGUACGGCAACACGCUGAGCAGCGUGGGAGCCGCCCGCAAGGUCUUCGAGUACCUUGACCGGGAGCCGGCGGUGGCGCUGGACGGCACCUGGGCGCCGGCCACGCUGCGGGGCCACGUGGUCUUCCAGAACGUCACCUUCGCCUACCCGACGCGGCCCGAGGAGCCGGCGCUGCAGGACGUGUCCUUCGAGCUGCGGCCCGGCGAGGUGACGGCGCUCGCGGGGCUCAACGGCAGCGGCAAGAGCACGUGCGUGGCGCUGCUCGAGCGCUUCUACGAGCCGCAGGCCGGCGCCGUGCUGCUCGACGGCGUCCCGCUGCACGACUACGAGCACGAGUACCUGCACCGGCAGGUGGCACUGGUGGCCCAGGAGCCCGUGCUCUUCUCGGGCUCCAUCCGCGACAACAUCGCCUACGGGCUGGAGGGCUGCGGCGCGGCGCGCGUGGAGGCGGCGGCGCGCGCCCGCGUGGGGAAGGACGAGGAGCUGCAGGUGAUGGUCAUCGGUGUGAUGAAAGCGACGGCCAAGGAGAAGGGACCAAAACAGCUCCCGCGGUGA
This is a messenger RNA of Nothoprocta perdicaria, 2430 nucleotides long. Its product is annotated as antigen peptide transporter 2-like. Gene Ontology annotation, cellular component: membrane. Lineage: Eukaryota; Metazoa; Chordata; Aves; Tinamiformes; Tinamidae. The transcript is spliced from 18 exons. Gene Ontology annotation, molecular function: ATP binding; ATP hydrolysis activity; ABC-type oligopeptide transporter activity. The coding region runs from base 1 to 2430 and encodes 809 amino acids. The record is from RefSeq and is a predicted model, not a curated record. Gene Ontology annotation, biological process: transmembrane transport.